CUUUCAGUUGCCGUUUACCUGCGGUCGGAUUCGGUCGAAUUUUACAACAAGCGCAGCGCAUAGCCUAAGCCAGUGGUUGCCGGUUGCAGUGUGUGCCUCAACCAAACCAAACCCCCCAUCAGCCAUUGGUUGGCACAUGCACAUGCAACAGUUUUGUCCUUGAAAGUGUUUCCAGUUGAAUAUUCAUGAAAUUGUAGCGUAACAGCUUAACUGUUGAGCGAGUGUUUGAGUUUCAAGUGCUAACAGUGAACCAAAAGUGCGCCCCCUACGAAAAUGGUGAACAAACAUUACAACGUUCACAAUCCGAAGCUUCACAAGUCCAAGAGUGGACAGAAUUCGCCUCCGCCGGUGCGAAGUCACCCGGAGGUCUCCAAUCAGCCGAAUCCUCCGGACACGUCUGGGUCAUUGGAGAACAAUUUGAAUCACAGUGCGGAGCUUCGUCCCCAUCAACACCACAGCCACAUUCAGCAGUUCCAUCGCCAGCCCAGUCAAAUGCAGCAGAAUAAUUUGGAUUUGGAUGUUCGCCGGCGUACCGGAGGUUCGAACACUCCAUCGGAGGAAGACUUUGGCGAGGACGGUGUCUACGGAAGAAACAUUACUUAUUACAGUGAAACCGCUCAGCUUGGCGAUGGCCAAACAAGCCCGGGCAACGGCGAGCGGCUCUGUGUGAAGGAUUUGACUAUCAACGACAUUGGCCGAUUUCAGUACAUUUUGCAGAUGGACCGAGAAGUGGGCACACCGUACAGCGGUUACACGACAUCCUCCUCCCAGCACUCCCCCUCCGCACCAAAUUCCCUGCCCAGUCACUUGCACACCAGCCGCCAGAGUUACAAUUUCUGGAAGGCCGGUUCACAGUCCCCCCUCACCAGUGCAUCCUCAGUGAAUUCCUUCUUCCGGCCUUCAUCGCAAUCGAGCUGUUGCCUGUGGAAAGCCCUCAAGCUGAUAUGGCGCUUCAUCAAAUGGCCCCUCGGACUGCUGCUGAUAAGCAGUCUUUUAGGAUUAGUCGUUUACUUUUUGGUUGUAGAUAGGGAUAUCAUGAGCAGUUCACUGUUGGGAGAGCACAGCAUCUACGAUGUGGAAGAGAACCUGUCCAUCGAUUUCAACGAUUUUACCAAUGCCAAUGAUUUGGACAGCGGCCCUGUCACCACCUUCGGCAGGGAUCACAAAGACAAGGGCAUCGGUUUCGCCAAAGAUGGUUCGACGCCGAACUCGAAGUUUUCGUUCGGCCUCAACAACGAUUUGCUGGCAAUUUUCGUCAAAAAGACCGAACAAAAUCGUAACGAAGGACAAAACCUCUGGACAUCCACGGAGCAUGAAAGCUUGAGUGAAGAAACUCCGGCCACGGUGGAAAAAGUGACCAGCAGCAGUACGACCCGGGCUCCGAUUCGUAAGACCAGCACAAUUUCCCUGAAGGACUACACCAAGGCCCGAGUUAACUUCGACGAUGACGAAGUGUUUGAAGACGCCGUCAACGAGCACACGACCCGGGCUUAUGAUGCUGCUGGAUUCGAUUCCAACGACAGGAGACAGAAAAACCUUACCAUCACUUCGUCGACCACGGAUUCCAGUCUGUACCGGACCAAGGUGUCCCCCACAUUGCCCAUACUCUCCCGGUUCGAAAUUACCACCGAAGGUUUGAAACGAUUCAAUAUUUCCGAAGAAGGCAUCUGCAAGUCCACAUCUCUCCCACUGUGCCGAGGAGUGCUUCAGUACGAUCUCACAACAUUCAAAAAUCCCCAGCUCACCAACAUCGAGUACGAGCACUUCCAGUAUCUGAUCAACUCAAAGUGUUCGGCACGGGUAGCGGAAUUUGUCUGCCUGGUGCUGGAACCGGAAUGUCGGCCAACCCGAAUGGGAACACUCGCUCCGUGCAAAAGAAUCUGCAAAUCAAUUCUGGAACCAUGUGCGCACAUCAUUGCCAGUUCGGAGGUCCUGACGGCAACGUUCGAUUGCGACAGCUAUCCGGAUUCCAACGAUCGGAACGUGUGCGAAGAUCCAACGCGGCAGAGUGACUGCUACGCCAACGAGUUCCAGUGUGCGGAUUCCAGCUGUAUCCCGUUGCAAUGGAAAUGUGAUAACAUCAAGGACUGCCAAAACGGUGAGGACGAAUCGGACUGUAUGUUCUGCGAGCGAGACGAAUACCGCUGUCUGUCCAACGACAAAUGCAUUCCGGACAAGUAUCGCUGUGACCAGUACGAGGACUGUCCGGACGCGUCGGAUGAACUGGACUGUUACUACGACGAGCCAACGACCUUCCCAACGGGAUUCGGCAGCCAGCGGGAGUAUCCGUUCGUGCAGGUUCAAGUGCCCAACAGUCCCGUCAAUGGUAAACCAUAUCUGACGAUCACCAACGAAGAUCGGGAGAAAAAUCAACAGCAAGAGCGUAAGGCCCGUCCCUAUCCGGACUAUGACGCCUCACAGGAAGACGAGUAUGAACCCACGGCGGCGGAAAACGUUCCUCAGGUGAAUCGCAAGAACCGUACGGAGCCCAUCGAAAACAAGACGGAACGCGUGGAAGACCAAACGGAAGCAGAAACCAGUCAGAUAUCAGUUCCCAAAUCAUUGAGUAACUUCCAGGACAGCAAAGAAAUCAUGAUGACGUCGGAUUCAGAGAAUGACUACAAAUACAGUAGUACAAGCAGGGCAUUCCUGACGACCGCCCAUGCUUCUCCGUGUCCCGAAGGGGAACUACGUUGCGUAAGCGGCAUCUGCAUUUCUGUGAGCCAAUUGUGUGAUAAAGUAUCCGACUGUCCUGAUGGCGCCGAUGAAGCCAUGUGUGUUUAUAAGGAAUAAUACUCAAGCAAGGCCGAAGAAGCGAGUUCAGCCAAGACAGCCAGAAAUCGAAAAACCAUGACCAGAAAGAUUUUAAUCGUAGCUUAGCACUGCCCUGAGAUUGAUGCUUCUUUCUCUUCUCUUACCCGGUUUAGAAAAGAGAUUCGAUCGAAUUGUAUUUAUAGAGUGAUUCUACUUGUUAACUCGUUGUUAUAUUUGCGGAGGCAAUACUUUUUAGCCUAAGAGAAACGGAAAACAUUCAUCAUCCUGUGUCACAAUUAUCGUUAGUUACCAUUAUUGUUGAAAAGUUACCCCCUCAUGAUGUGUAUUAUUAGAUUACUAAGCGCUAGGACAAUAUGUGUAAUAUUAUUAUCGGAUAAUGUUGGAAUGACAAAAUAAUUUGGCAAAAUGGACAGUUUUGCGAAACAUAUUUCGGGCAGCCAACAGUCUAAUAAAUUACAUUCAAAAUUGAUAUUUUAAUCGAUAGCGAAGCGUUGUAAAUAAGCCAUUUCUAUCUUUCGAAACCAUUUCAUAUAAUCUUUUGUAAAUCUUCGUUUCAAUAAAUUUUAUGUUGAG
Messenger RNA from Aedes aegypti (yellow fever mosquito), 3348 nucleotides. RefSeq lists its product as uncharacterized. The transcript is spliced from 11 exons. Gene Ontology annotation, cellular component: plasma membrane. NCBI's taxonomy places the organism in Eukaryota, Metazoa, Arthropoda, Insecta, Diptera, Culicidae. The record is from RefSeq and is a predicted model, not a curated record. Gene Ontology annotation, molecular function: protein binding. Bases 274 to 2793 code for a protein of 839 amino acids.